CAGGUGAUGCUAGUUAAAAGCAUCUACUGAAAGAGUAGGAGAAGAUGGCCACUCUGAACCAUGCCAGCUCUAACACAGACUCACCAGCAGCCCUGGAGAAGGCGAAGACCCCUGGUGGUCUGCCGAGCCCCCAGAUAGCCAGUGAGCCGCAUGACUUCCGAGGUCCCCUGCUUCUGCCAUCAGGAAAGGAGGUUGACUCGGAGGAUGAAGGCGUCGCUCCAGCUGGGGGUGCCUCAGGUUGUAGCAGCAGGGCUUCUCGGACCCAGAGCCCCCGGCCCUGUUCGGUGGAGGCGGUGCUGGCCCGAAAGAAGCACCGCAGGCGGCCGUCAAAGCGCAAGCGGCAUUGGCGGCCUUACCUGGAGCUGAGCUGGGCCGAGAAGCAGCAGCGAGAUGAGAGGCAGAGCCAGAGGGCCUCCCGGGUCCGCGAGGAGAUGUUCGCCAAAGGCCAGCCCCUGGCUCCCUACAACACCACCCAGUUCCUCAUGAACGACCGAGACCUGGAGGAGCCUGACUUGGACGUGCUCCACGGGCCAUCGCACCCAGGCUCCAGCGGGGAGAACGAGGCAGGGGACAGCGAUGGGCAGGGCCGAGCUCACGGGGAGUUUCAGCAGAGGGACUUCUCGGAGGCCUAUGAGCGGUACCACACCGAGAGCCUGCAGGGCCUCAGCAAGCAGGAGCUGGUGCGAGACUACCUGGAUCUAGAGAGGCGGCUGUCGCAGGCCGAGCAAGAAACUCGGAGGCUCCAGCAGCUGCAGGGGCGCCCCGGCAGGCAACCCUGUCAACAGGUGGAAGAGCUGGCUGCUGAGGUGGAGAGGCUCCGGACUGAAAACCAGAGGCUCCGGCAGGAGAACGAGAUGUGGAACCGAGACAGCAGCUGCUGUGACCAGGAGAAGCCAGCCACAGAAGGGACCCCCAGGCCCAAGGAUGAGGCCCCAUUUCAUACCCAGGCAGGCCAGCUGGGUCACAGGGAGGCAGGUGACAGAUGAAAGCUACUCCCCGCAACCCCUCCCUCCACUGAGAACUGCUAAGACAGGUCAGAGUUUCCUCUUGUCAUCUCCAUGAUUGGGUCUUGGAUGUCAUCUUACCUUUUACAGAGGAAUUAAAUGACCUUGUGAGAACCA
Peromyscus maniculatus bairdii (prairie deer mouse) is the source of this 1121-nucleotide messenger RNA. RefSeq names its product HEXIM P-TEFb complex subunit 2 (gene Hexim2). NCBI's taxonomy places the organism in Eukaryota, Metazoa, Chordata, Mammalia, Rodentia, Cricetidae. Gene Ontology annotation, cellular component: nucleoplasm; cytoplasm; nucleus. The record is from RefSeq and is a predicted model, not a curated record. Gene Ontology annotation, biological process: negative regulation of cyclin-dependent protein serine/threonine kinase activity; negative regulation of transcription by RNA polymerase II. Gene Ontology annotation, molecular function: cyclin-dependent protein serine/threonine kinase inhibitor activity; 7SK snRNA binding.